Rhinocladiella mackenziei CBS 650.93 is the source of this 1761-nucleotide messenger RNA. RefSeq lists its product as uncharacterized. The record is from RefSeq and is a predicted model, not a curated record. The transcript has a single exon. NCBI's taxonomy places the organism in Eukaryota, Fungi, Ascomycota, Eurotiomycetes, Chaetothyriales, Herpotrichiellaceae. The coding region runs from base 1 to 1761 and encodes 586 amino acids.
AUGGCUUCUCAGACCAAUUACCAGGCAGUUGCCGCAGGCUCGGCAAGCCCGUCACCAUCUCCAAGUGUGAAUGGUGAUGCUAACGAUGGAAAUAGUCCAGUUCCGGACAACGUAAAUGAACCUACUCCCUUGGGCAGAGUCCUCGCUAUCAACACUCUGCGAGACCGAAUCAAUCCUGGUAUUGUCGACGGAUCAUUGCUUGAAAUCUAUCUCCGCUCAACGACAUGGGACGUUGACAUGGCAUACGCAAGAUGGACAGCUGAUCGAAAUCGAAUCCUUGCCGACACGGCCAUGUUCGAAAACGAUGAGGAUGAGUCGAUAGCAGAAUUGUCUGAAGACAAGCCAAUGGCAGGCGGUGACGAGGAAGAAGAGCUUGACCAGGGCGAAGAAGAUCGAGAGGAUGAAGACGAGACGUUUAGAGCCAUGAGAGAUGCCGGUCUGCUGUUCAAUGCUAACUGGGAACAGGAACGCCGAGAUGCUGCACUUGCACUUCGAAUUGCAGUACAGGAGCGAAGCCUCUAUACGCAAACUUUGAGCCCUUCGCAAGCAGUUCUGGUCCUUCAUCUCGCGCAAUGGGAUCUGGGCGACGCUACGGCUCGAUAUGUCCGUCUUCGAAGACGCUUGGCUGGGACAUUCGACCAUAUGAGAACAAGACUUCAACAGGAGCUCGGAGGAAAGAGUAACCCGCAGAUCAUGAUGGAACAGGACGAGCGACUGGCAGAAUUCAUCACAAUUACGGGCCGCCCCGAUUGGUACUCGCUUCGCGUCUGUCUUCAGGAGCAUGACUGGGACCUCGUACAGGCAGUCUCGCACUGGUUUCUGAACGGGGUACGAAUUGUUACACCGCCUGCGAAUGAGAGACUUACCGAUAGAGGUAUCCGUGUCGACCACAACUUGAACCCCUUAGAUCUCAACGAGGAAUGGCAGGCUCCAGAAGUCGAUCUGGAUGGUUGGGAUGAUGAGCCGGAGACAUUCGAGUUGCUGGACAGUGAGGAUUCGUCUCCUGGGUCAGAUUUGGUCCUGAUCAAGAAAGACGGAAAGCGUCAAGCCGGGUUCUUGGUCAACAAUGAUCGCGACACCGCAAAGGUCGGUCUCCGAAAUGAGUCCAAAUUCUUAGUAGAGUAUGUCUCCAAGGGCAAGCUCCAUCACAAUCGUUUCCAACAGGCAAAUACUUUCAUGUGGCCAGAGCUACGUGGCUCGUUGGCAGCGAAGCGGAAGAAAAGCAAGAAGGCCCUGGUCGAGUUCAAUUGGAAUCGUCAAGAUGACGUGAACCUCCUUAACAAUUGGCGCAGACAAGCCAUGACGAGAGCUACAGGAUUGUUUCAUCGAGCUAGAUCACAGCCUUGGUCACGGGAAGAGUCGGAUUUUCUGUACCAGUUGUCUGAGGAACUCCUUGAAGAACUGAAACUCAGGCAUCCGGAACUGACCGAGAAUGACUUGUUGCCUCUCACCGUCUCAGCGGCGAAGAAAAAAGAAUGGGCCGAUCGAAUGAACGCCAAAUUCACCGGCACAAUGCAAGAAGGUAGCCGUGUUCCUCGCGCCGACCGAAAGCCCGGGGCGGUGAUGACCGCACGAGCUCGUUGCCAGGCAAUUGUGGAUCGGUUCAAAGUAAAGCCAGACAAACAGUGGUUUGACAAGCAAGAGAAGAAGAAUGUCAAAGCUGGGACUAGGCGAAAGCAUUCAGAAAUGGAGACUGAAGAGCCUGAAGACAACGAGGAUGUUGACGCGGAGGAAAUGGAAGAUGAAGCCGGGGAUGACUAG